AUGUACGGUCAAGAAUGCUUUUCGUCGAGUGGGAAACUUAGGAUUGCUUCAGCCCAGUCGCGGUCUCAGUUCUCCGACGACCUGGUCCGACAUCUAUCUUCCGCACAACAGCCACAACACCUCGAUCAGGUUAUUGAGCAGCUCGAUGAACAGGUCAAAGAGUCUAAGAACUCACGGGUUGAGACAGGCUGGCAAAUAUCGCAGGGCCCCUUUUCCGUCUUAAAUCUCAAACCCGACACUGAAGAUGUCGAAGCCUUAGAUCAAACGCAAGUGACAAUGCAGUAUACUGAGUCGCUGGCCUCACUAGAUGGCAACCAGGAGCCGAUCGCGUGUUUGGAUGGCAUUGACUGGUCGUUGUCCAUACCAGACAGCAGCACUGGGUCUCAAGCACUGUGUGCCGCAGCUCCUGCUGGAGAAAGUUACAGCUAUUCAUUCACAAAUGCCGGCUAUACACCGCUAUUUGAAGGGGCAAAUCUCCCUGGCACCAAUACUUCCUUCGCGGAUAAUAUUCAAUUUCCUCAACCAACGUUUACAAAGGUCGCUACUUACGGACACCCCUCCGCAUCCUCCUUGUCCAAUGGAUCACCCUAUGUCCCUUCCAACGUCCGAUUUCUUCUAUCUCACUAUAUGAACCACGUCAUUGCCUCUCUUUCAGGUCUACCGCAUACUGAAGCUCCUUGGAAAAGGAUUCAUGUGCCCUAUGCCAUGACCGCGUAUGGAGAGUUGGAUAUCAUGGGCCAGUCAAGUCUCGCCAGAGUUUUGCUCCUGUACAGCCUCCUUUCCCUGACCUGCUACCACCUCGGGACUCUCUAUAAGCCCACCUCAAACGCUGGGGGAGCUGGGACCGAGGUACAGCCGACCGACGACCAGGCAUCCAAUUUGCAAUACUGGAACUCUCAAGGUCUCAAAUUCAGGGAGAUAGCACGAACAGCUUUUCGAAAAUGCUUGCAUGCACUGUCAACCGAGCAACCAGAACAGGUCAAAUACAAAGAGCUUUUCGUGAGUGCAAUGAACCUGAUCUGUACUGGGAUAGUCAGUGGAGAUCCUUGGGACUCGCGACUUUUCAUCCUGCAAUGCGAAGAUAUCGUCAACAAAAUCGGCAGAAGGAAGGCCAUGUUUUCGAAGAAAGCUUUGCAACUGCAUCGGAUAUUUGCCUACGUCAGGGUCAUCGAAAAGACCACCUUCGUCCAGACGAGGGAUCAGUAUCUCGUCACCCUGGGCAAAAAGCCCAUGCUCGCCAACGAAAUAGAGCUGGUGAAGAAGAUCCCCGAGGACAGUUUCCCCUAUUCAGCGACCCUGGCCUCAAACUACGAGACCUGGUCAGAUCUGGGGUUGAGUGGGCCCGAGGAGGAAUCUUUCAACGACUUUUAUGGCAUGCCCGCGUCCAUAUUGAGGCUAAUCGCAAGAACGAACAACAUGGUAGCCCAGAUCGACCCGCCACAGCAUCAUGGGACUGCUCAGCCUUACAUGCCUUCAAGCCUGGUCGAAGCCGCCGCGGCCUUGGAGCGAGAUAUUUGUCACUGGGAGACGCCACAGAAACCGGCCGGAAACAACAACGAUGAUCCUUUUGAUUUAUUAAGCUGUAGCCCUGCAGACACAAACAGCAUCCCGGAUCCAGGCCAGACCAUGAAGUCAAAUAUCGCGACGGCAAUGCACCAUGCGCUGAUGGUCUAUUUCUUCCGGUUCGUGCGGGGCACAAACCCCAUAAUACUCCAGCAUUACGUCGAGAGCAUCCUCAGCAAUCUGGAAAUGCAUCACGAAAGCAAGCAAUGCUUCUUUCCUGGGGUGCGGUUGGGCGUCACGGUGUGGCCGAGCUUCAUCGCGGCUUGCGAGGCGCUUGGAGAUAGCCUACGCCGCCGCGCCGUACUGUGCAUGAGGCACGCCGCUUGGGCAGGCUUCCAGAAUGCAGAGGCAGCCGAGAUGGUUGCCAAAGAGGUGUGGCGACGUCGUGAUGCGGGGGAGUUGCACGUUUCGUGGAGCACAGUCCUCCGGGAGUCUCAGACCAUUCUGCUCUUGACCUGA
Messenger RNA from Fonsecaea multimorphosa CBS 102226, 2022 nucleotides. RefSeq lists its product as uncharacterized. The record is from RefSeq and is a predicted model, not a curated record. Gene Ontology annotation, cellular component: nucleus. Gene Ontology annotation, molecular function: transcription cis-regulatory region binding; DNA-binding transcription factor activity. NCBI's taxonomy places the organism in Eukaryota, Fungi, Ascomycota, Eurotiomycetes, Chaetothyriales, Herpotrichiellaceae. The transcript is spliced from 3 exons. Gene Ontology annotation, biological process: positive regulation of transcription by RNA polymerase II. Bases 1 to 2022 code for a protein of 673 amino acids.